AUGCAUGGCACUGAGCACUUUGUGAGCCCCGCGCCUGCUCUUCAUGGGGGCUCGCGCCUCGGAGCUGGCGCAACGCCAGGACCUGUGGGCAGCAGCGUUGGCGCUGCUGAAACGAACGGGGCCCCCAUGGAUACAUCCUUCGAGCCAUCGGGCGCGCGUAAAAACACACCAGAAAGCGGCGCCGGCGCUAGCUCCAGCAGCACCAACACAAACGGAGGCCCGGCGAGCCCCGUGCCAAUGGGCUCCAGUACACGGGCCAGCUUCCGUAGCGUGAUCAAGCGCACCUAUCUGGGCGAGCUGCUUUUUGUGGUCAUUGGCUCCGCCAUCUGCGGCGCGCUGGCGUACUGGACCGUGGGCACGCCGCUGCGGCGCUUCAACCCGUACAGUUUUUACAUCAUGCUGCCGCAGGCCACCGGAGUUCAGUUGGGGACUCCGCUGCGCAUGAAGGGUGUGCCCAUGGGCUCCGUGCUGUCCGCCACACCCAUGCUGGACCGGGUGAAAGUGGAGGUAGAGGUCAAUGAGGCCAAGACCAUCAUCCCACGCAAUGCCAAAUUCGAGCUGACGCAAUCGGGGCUCAUCCCGUCCCCUAGCAUCGACAUCACCACACCGGAGGGGGUGUCAGCAGAGUUCUUGGCCGCCGCCGUUGCGUCCGCUCGUAACGCGAAGGGACGGACCGGUAAGGCAGCUGCUGCUGCCGGAGAGGCAGCGGCGGGGGACGGCGCCGCGGCGACAGCAGCAGCAGCUGCGGCGGCGGCGGGUGCUUCGCCUGUUCGGUCAGGGCGAUCAGCGAAGGUCCGGUUAGCCAACCCCAAGGACAUCGCUGCGUGUCACCUGCAGGGCGUGUUGGUGUGCCAAGGAGACGUGGUGGACGGCCUCCAAGGUGGCAGCAUGGACGAGCUCAUGGCCCACAUGCUCAAGUCGCUGCGGCAGGGCGAAGGCGAGAGCACCGGGAUCGUUCCGGGGAGAGGGCCCCUGCAGGGCUGA
Molecule: messenger RNA, 984 nt
Organism: Volvox carteri f. nagariensis
Lineage: Eukaryota; Viridiplantae; Chlorophyta; Chlorophyceae; Chlamydomonadales; Volvocaceae
Exons: 6
Coding region: 1-984 (327 amino acids)
Cellular component (GO): chloroplast inner membrane
Molecular function (GO): phospholipid binding; lipid carrier activity
Source: RefSeq, a predicted model, not a curated record